Molecule: messenger RNA, 573 nt
Organism: Paramuricea clavata
Lineage: Eukaryota; Metazoa; Cnidaria; Anthozoa; Malacalcyonacea; Plexauridae
Source: the annotation of a GenBank genome assembly
AUGGUCAUCACAUUUGAUCUGGCGAUCUACGUGAAAGCGAAACAAAUCCAAUGGAAAUUUCCUGAAGAGUUCUCAGACACCGUAAUUCGUAUGGGUGGCUUCCACAUUGCAUUGAAUUUUCUUGCGGUCUUAGGAAAGAAAUAUCAGAACUCUGGCUUGGAGGAUGUAUUAAUAGAAUCUGGGGCGUAUGGAUCUGGUAGCGUAAUGGCGUUAAUGAAAGGAAAGACAUACAACAGAGGGGUGAGAGCACACAAACUGGUCAUGGAAGCGCUAUUUCGUCUGAUGUGGCAAUCAUUUCUACAUUGGUUAAACGGUGGAGGUAUGGAAUCCCAGGAGCAAAUUGUAGAUGAAGAGCAUAUUACUGAUUCAAUCAAAUCUUUUCGUUUGGCUGUUCAAAAUAAAGAUCACGUUCCACAGAGUUUGGAGGCUACUAUGUCCGAAUUGUUUACUUUGUUGGAACUUUUUGAAGUCUUCAGACAAGAACAGAAGUCCCGAUCGAAGAUGUUUGAUUUCUGGAACGAGUAUAUCAGCAUCGUUAUGAAUCUUCAAUUUAUCAAAGCAGAACAAACGUGA